AUGGGCUUCAUCUUGGAUGUGCUCGGUGGUGUAUUCACCGUCUUUUUUCUCGUCAUCACCAUCUCCGUGUCCCUGCUGAUAUCGCAGCCGCUCACAGGCGCACUCGUGCGUUUGCGAGCCAACUAUUUGCCCAAAGCCCUAUCGCUCGACUCUGUGUUGGAGGAUGGCAGCACAAAUUUGGGUAGCGGUGCAAAUCCACGCGCCAUCUCUGCCUACUUCCUGAGAGAUGCCAGGGCAGCCGCAAAGAUUGGACCGGUGGUAAAUGGCGUGUGGGGGAUGCUGCAAAGAACGUAUAGAUUGGAAGGCUGGAGCGGCAUAUACAGAGGCUCUGCACCCGUCGCUAUUCAGCUCAUGUCGCUCGGCUUUAUUGCCGGCGUCAUCUUCAACACUGGCGCCAUCUCAGCUUCUGGUGGGGCGUAUAGGAGUGCGCCAGCGAGCCCCGACAAGUUUGGCUUCUGGGGCAACCUCUUCUUCAUGGCUCUCGUCGCCAUAGUCACCCUUCCCAUGAGCGUCAUUACGACUCGGUAAGUAGCAUCGAAGCACUAGCAAAGUGCACAAUGACUUGAGCUGAUUCAAAACUUGUGGAUGCUUUCUCAGGACAAUCGUGCAUCCUCGCGCUCUGUCAAUGACGACACCCAUGCGGAAUCUCAGGGAGCUGCUCUCCCCCUCAGAGUACGCCCAGCCUUGGCGUCUGUUCCAAGUGCCUGGACUACUUGCGGCGACCUUGCUGCAUGUGUCCUGGGUCGGCUUGGCCACUCGCCUGGUCCGAUACUUGACAGUCCCAGCCUUAGGAGGUCUUCCACCUGUCAAACCCGCGGCACCAGAUGACCAAUACUUUUCAGGACCGACAGACGAAUCCCUGAAAGUCGGUGCGUUGGGGCUGGCAAUCUUCUUGGCAUGGAACGUCGCAUCGACUUUGAUCCUCAGUCCAGUGGAGAUCGUUAUAGUUCGCUUGGCGGUCCAGAGACCAGAAAGCCAGCAACCUUUGCACAUGGCUUUUGCGCCUCGCGCAAACGGAAACGCGCCCAACUCCUUCAGUCAUCACAAUGCCAGUCAAAGAAGCGACAAUUACAGAGAUGGAAGCAAUGCGCCGGACAAACCUCUGCCACAGCAGCCCAGCGAUGCAGCUGAGCCCGCUCCCCGACCCAGCUUUGCGAUUGAAGACGAGGAGGAAGAUGAAGGCGGAUUGGAGGCGCCUCGUUCGAAUGGUUCGGGGCACGCAUACAGGGAUACGGAAGAUGAGCCUGCCAAGCCAUCAAAGGCCAACCACGAGUCGGCUAGACCAGCGUCCGUUGCAGGCGCCGCGUUCGCGAGAGAACAAGCGCCCUUUCUUCCGACGUCCAAUGACCACUUGUCCCAGCAGCGAGAACCUAUCAUAGCACUCAGACCUUGCGAUCAGCCAUUGACUGCUAGCGCUGCCCAAGAAGCGGCCGAACAAGGUUUCGGAGCACCAGUGGUUGAGAGGUACGAGGGCUUCGUUGACUGUCUCAACAAAUUGGUCGAUGAAGAAGGCGUCGAGGUGAGUGACUUCGGUUUCUCACUCUACUGAUUCCAGCGAUGUUCUUGCUGACGGGUCUUGCCGGGCAUCUUCCAAUACCUGCAGGCCCUGUACAGGGGAGCGAUCAUCACGCUUCUGGGAACAUUGGUGGGAUCGUUCGGUGGGUAA
This is a messenger RNA of Ceraceosorus bombacis, 1666 nucleotides long. The record is from the annotation of a GenBank genome assembly. NCBI's taxonomy places the organism in Eukaryota, Fungi, Basidiomycota, Exobasidiomycetes, Ceraceosorales, Ceraceosoraceae.